GGGAUCAUGUGAAAAAAAUAAGUGGAGCCCAGAAAAGCUAUUAAAUUUUGAAAAAUCAACUUAUUCAGAUUGAUUUUAACAUUUUUGGAAUUAAUUCAUCAUUUAUUCAUGUUUAACAUGAUCCAAAAUCAAUUUUUCUCAUCGUAUUUGGCGCUAUAAUUUUAAAAGUUGUUCACCACUUGCAGCUGAUAAUCUAAUAGAUGAAAACAUACAAACCUAACUUUUUUACAAUUUGUGUUUCAUUCAAACUGUGAAAAUUCUCGAUUGAUUAAUUUCUGUAAUUUAAUCAAUAGCCAGAUAUAUUUCUGAUUCUCCUAAUGUACAUUAUCGAUUCAAGAUGACAUCUGAAGAAGACAGUGGAGAUCCCAAAAGGCCUCAAUUUGGUAGUCGAUUUUUAACUGAUGAUAAAGACGUUUUUUCACACAAUGCAUGGGAUCAAAUUGACUGGACUGAAGAGCAAUUGGCUGAGGUUGAUGAGAAAAUCCAAAAGAAUUCAGCUGAUCGUGUUGAUACUGAUGUAAAAAAUGAUUUUUUAAGCAGAGCUGGUCACUAUUGGAAUAAAUUUUAUGAAACUCAUCAAAAUAAAUUUUUCAAAGAUCGCCACUGGUUAUUCACGGAGUUUCCUGAACUAUUAUCAAAAGAAGUUGUCAAUAUUUUUGAAAUUGGAUGUGGAGUUGGAAACACUGUUUUUCCUCUUUUAGCACUCAGAGAAAGUCCACAAACGAUGAUUUAUUGCUGUGAUUUCUCACCAUUGGCCAUUGAUAUAUUGAAAAGUAAUGAUUUAUUCGAUGAAAACCGCUGCAAACCAUUCGUUUGUGAUGUCACAUCUGAUGUAUUGUCAUUACCCUUUGAUGAAUCCAGUUUGGAUGUAAUUGUUUCUAUAUUCACACUUUCGGCUAUCCCACCUAAAGAUAUACCCAGGGUAAUCAGUAAUUUAUGUCGGUUCCUAAAACCAGGAGGAUUAUUUCUAUUUCGUGAUUAUGGCAAAUAUGACUUGGCUCAGGUGCGGUUUAAGAAGGGUUCAUGCCUCGAAGAUAAUUUCUAUGCUCGAGGAGACGGAACCAUGGCUUACUUUUUCACUGAGGAUGAAGUUGAUAAAUAUUUCGUUGAUGCAGGAUUAGUGAAAAAAUCACUCAUUACUGAUAAAAGAUUACAAGUCAAUCGCGGGAAACAAUUGAAAAUGUAUCGUAUUUGGAUUCAAGCAAAGUACCAAAAACCAGGCUGAUAUAUCAUAUUUCACUGAUUUCGGACCCAAAUCCUGUUCUCAAUAUGAUGAAUUUAUCAUUUACUCAUCUUGUAAAUGUAUUUAUAUUUUCUGAAAAAUAUCAAAUGGAAAUGUGAUAAAUUUGCCUUAAAGCGCUUACUACUAAUCUAAAUGAUCUAUGAAAAACAAAUCAAAAUCGAGAAUAAUGAUGGAUUGAUUAGCCUGAUUGGGAAAUAGACGCGAUUCUUGAACUUGAAUCCAAAAAUAAAUUGGGCUUUGAAAUCAGCUCGGCAGAUAAAUUAUUGCUGAUACAAAAUAAACAUACAGAAGAAAAUUUUGCUUCAAAAA
Messenger RNA from Tetranychus urticae (two-spotted spider mite), 1552 nucleotides. It is a transcript of the gene Mettl2, whose product is annotated as methyltransferase-like protein. Gene Ontology annotation, molecular function: tRNA (cytidine-N3)-methyltransferase activity. NCBI's taxonomy places the organism in Eukaryota, Metazoa, Arthropoda, Arachnida, Trombidiformes, Tetranychidae. The record is from RefSeq and is a predicted model, not a curated record.